Messenger RNA from Erythranthe guttata (spotted monkey flower), 1314 nucleotides. It is a transcript of the gene AIP2, whose product is annotated as RING/U-box superfamily protein. Gene Ontology annotation, molecular function: ubiquitin protein ligase activity. The record is from RefSeq and is a predicted model, not a curated record. NCBI's taxonomy places the organism in Eukaryota, Viridiplantae, Streptophyta, Magnoliopsida, Lamiales, Phrymaceae. Gene Ontology annotation, cellular component: cytoplasm. Gene Ontology annotation, biological process: protein ubiquitination.
UUCCUCUUCCGCAAGCCAAAAAAAAUCUUUUAACCCCCAAUUCGUUUAAAUACAGCUCCCCCAAUUUCAAAGGAAUACCAGAAUUCACAGACAAAUAUAUAAUUCUUAAGAUCAAUAGAAAUCACAGAAGAAACAAUAUAUUGAAGAGGAAUCAACAAUCGGAAGAAAAAAAUGGCGAGCGAGGAAGGAAUUCAACAGAAACUCCAAGAAUUGCAGAAACAGCUGGGGAAGAAACAGAUGUUCGAGCAAUCUGUUAACACCAUCAGAUCUCUUCUUCUACAACAUUAUCCUUCCGCUUCCCCCAAACUACGGCAAUCGUUCUACGCAGUAGUAUGUCGAGUGGCAACGAUUUUGAAGACGAGAUACACUUCACCAGGUUUUUGGAACACAGGGCUUAGCCUCUUCCAAGAUGCCGAGCAGCUAGUUCCAGAAGCUUCCGAGAGAAAGCACUUGCAAGGUUGCAUCUCUCAAGCCAAUGACCAAUUGAAUGAAGUGCAGAACCAAUCCGAGGAUUCAAGAUCCACACGAACUAACGGAGGUUAUUUAUUCGAAGGGCAUCUGACGGUGGACCAAGAGCCACCACAGCCCACUUGGUUAGUUCAGUCGAACUUGCUCACAGCCGCUGCUACUUUGUUCCAGGCUGAAUCUUCCGGAUUGCAAUUGGAUAAUUCUAACACAGGAGAUGGUGCGUCGAGUCUUCUUCAACAGCUGGUGGAUUCGUUAGAUAAUAUUGUGCCCGAGAUUCUAGAUAUUGAUAGCGGAGCUCCACGAGUGCCGCCUGCUAGUAAGGAAGUUGUGGCAAAGCUUCCAGUUAAUACAGUUACACAAGAUAUGUUAGUGAAUCUUGGUAAAGAUGCAGUGUGUUCCAUUUGUCAAGAGAAUUUAGUUGUGGAAGAUAAAAUGCAAGAAUUGCCAUGCAAGCACAUGUUUCAUCCCCCUUGUCUUAAACCUUGGCUGGAUGAGCAUAAUUCGUGUCCGAUUUGUCGGCACGAACUGAAAACGGAUGAUCAUGCUUACGAAAGUUGGAAGGAGAGAGAGAAGGAGGCGGAGGAAGAGCGGAAAGGGGCGGCAAAUGCCGUUCGAGGCGGUGAAUAUAUGUAUGUGUAGAGAAACUUUCACACAUUUGCAAAAUACCUAUGGGAAUAUUUAUUACUCUUUUUAGAGCAGUGUUUGUAAUUUUUUUCAAUGAAGUGUCUCACUGAGAUAAAUGUAAUAUUUGUGUUUUUCAAUUUCUUUCUUGGUAUUUUAUGCAGCGAUCGGACAAUGAUAAUACUUAUUUUAUAGGGUAAAUUACGGAAAGCCCUGAGGUAAGGU